This is a messenger RNA of Tachysurus vachellii, 3264 nucleotides long. RefSeq names its product protein phosphatase 1, regulatory subunit 18 (gene ppp1r18). The record is from RefSeq and is a predicted model, not a curated record. Gene Ontology annotation, molecular function: phosphatase binding. Bases 39 to 2702 code for a protein of 887 amino acids. The transcript has 4 exons. Lineage: Eukaryota; Metazoa; Chordata; Actinopteri; Siluriformes; Bagridae.
UUAAUUUUUACCUCCGCUCAUCUUUUCAUCUGUCCGUUAUGUCGGGCUCUAUGCUGCCGGAAUGGAAGCAACUCCUCCUGGAGCGAAAGAGAAGAGAGGAGAAGGAGAGAGAGAAAAGGGAACGAGAGGAAGAGGAGAGACUGGCCAGCCUGCCAGCCUGGAAACGAGGGAUCAUUCAGCGCCGCAGGGAAAAGCAGGAAGGUGGAGGAGUGAAGAAGAGAGAAAAAGCGAUAGAAGCAGGACGAGAGUUAGAAACCGAGACCGUUGAACCCGUCUGGAAAAAUUUUAGUUGUUCGCAAAAUGGUUUCGCAAAAGAGAAGCAGAGGAAAGAACUGGAGAAAGGGAACAAUGAAGGAAAGAGACAAAGAGAGAGCAGAAAUGAGUGGAUAAGUGGACAGGAAAAAGAGAGGUACAAUGAGAGAGAAGACAACAGUGGUAAAUGGAGGGAUAGAGAGAUAGAGCAGGAAAGAAAAAGAGAGAGAGAGAUAAUUAAAGGCAUGAAUAAAAGAGAGAGUGAUGAUGAGAGAGGAAGGAAAAUAGGGAAGAGAGAUGAUGACUGCGUCCAUCUCAUUUCUGGUAUUCACUCCAUUAAAGUAGAAAACAUCAUCAUCAUUAAGAAAAGAAAGAAGGUAGAAAAGGACGGACAGAGAGACACUGAGGAAGGAAAGAACUUGGACCUGAAGAGGAUUCUGCCUGGUGGAGAAAAUGUGACUGAGAUCUGUGUGUCAGAUUUACUGAUCAUCAAACCAUCUAUGAAAGAAGAAAGGAGCAAGAAAGACAGGAAGCAAGGGGAUGAAAAUGAAAAGAAAUUGACAUUAGGAGAGGAAAUGAAAAGAGAAUGCAGAAAUGUGAGCCAGCUGAUCAGUAAAUUUGGUGAGAACUGUAAACUUCCCUGCAGGUCUAAAAGCAGUGACUGCUUCAUCCAUAAGGAAAUGGGGGGAGAGGUUAUAAAGGAGGAGAGAAACAAGCGGGAGAGAAAAGAGGAAUGUAGAACAGAAGGAAGUGAAAAUAUGUUUCGAAGAGUACCGGAGCGUUCGUUUAGUUUCUCAGAGCAAGUGAGUAAGGAGAGAAAUGAUUCUAAAGACAUGAUAAGUGGAGAAACAGAGAUGGAGGAGAUACAGAAGGAUGGAAAGGAUAGAGAACAGAAAGAGAAUGGAAGAGAAUUCCAACAUGAAUCGCAGAAGGUUGUGAAAGGUGGGCAGACAAUGACACCAAUUUCACAGUCUAUGGUAAAGUUCUUAGAUGAGAUAGAAUCACAGAGCAACAGAGAGGAGCGAGGGAUGAUCUGGAAUGAUGCAGAACAUCACAGAGGAGAGAUCCUCAUCCCUAGAUCUGUAUUUUAUGGGAUCGGUGAGCAGAGCUUCUCAAAGAACGACAGGGAUGAAAUAAGAUGGGUGGAGAGGAGGUUGAGCUGGAAGGCUGGGAGAUCUUUGACCAGAGUGGAGUCUCUAAAACAGAGAAUAUGGCAGAAAGAGAGAGGAGAAACAGAAGGAGGUGAUGAACGAGCUAGAAAGGCUGAGAUGCAGAGCAGACAGGAAGUGGCCUCACCGCAGUCUGUCAGUCAGUUUGACGUCACAAGGGAAGUAAGUAAAGAGGAACUUCCUGUAUGUGUUCCUCCUUCUCUCUCAGCUGAACAAGUACCCUCAGUUCUCAUAGAGCGACAUGACGGAUUGAUACAAACACCAGAAAGAGAAAAAGAACGAGAUGAGGAUCUGUUGGGGGAAGAUUACAUCCCUCCGUCUCAAUCUUCGACCUCCUCCAGUUCUCCAUCUCCUCCUCUCGGCCACACUCAUCCUGCCAUGAGUCGGAUCUACAACCUGAAGCCUGUAAGCUCCAGGACCGGUGUGUGUAUCACCGAGAGGAACUUGAGCGUCCAGACACACAGUGAAGGAAUGAUAAGGAUACGACCUGGGGGACAGUUUGCAGCUAGUCCUCUGAAAAUCCAGACAGAAUCUUCACUGCAAUCGGUGCAGCGUGAAGUGGAGCAGCUUCAUCUGAAGGAACAGGAAGUCCAGAAAAAAAAUGAUGAAAAGGCCUCGCAGAAACAGAAUGUGUGUGAGACAUGUCAGCCCCAAAACCUUGAUACUGAAAAAAAGCAAACACACACCAUCUUGAAACCUUACUCAGAACCGAGAGUUCAGACGCAACAUCAGCAAAUCAGUACUUCGAUCACAAAGAGCAUAAACACUCAAACAGUACCAAGUGUCUCCUCUUCAGCUACUCCUCUCUUCACCAUCCGGAGCGCUUCUAGGGGCACAGGAAAGAGAGGCGUCACCUUUACCAUCACUCCCAGGAAAUCAGGCUCCUCAGGGACACCUCCUUCUUCUGUCACAGCUCCUAAAGUGUCUUCAUCUUCCAGCACAACUUCUAAAGAACCAAGUAACUUGCCAGAACUGAGUAACAAACGAUAUCCAACUGCAGAGGAGAUUGAAGUCAUUGGUGGUUAUCAAAAACUGGAGAGAUCCUGCUUGUUGAAAAAUCGAGGAUCACCAAAAUUGGUGAGGUUUGAUGACUCUGGCCCAAGUGUGUGUACAUACCCACCGGAGGUGACUGUGGUUGAAGGAGAUGGAAGCAGCGAUGACUGGAGGAGCACGGAGGAGAAACAAGAAGAAAAGGAUGAAGAGUGUAGUUUGGAUGAAAUAAUUGGAACAGGAAGAGGACUGAACAGAGUGCUUCGAGUGGAUGAGUCGUGUAAGCGUUAAUCUCCUGAACCUGAACCUGAUCCUGAUCCUGAACUUGAUCCUGAACCUGAACCCUAACCUGAUCCUGAUCCUGAACUUGAUCCUGAACCUGAACCUGAACCUGAUCCUGAUCCUGAACCUGAACCUGAUCCUGAUCCUGAACCUGAACCUGAUCCUGAUCCUGAACUUAAUCCUGAACCUGAACCUGAACCGGAACCUGAUCCUGAACUUGAUUUUUACAGUUUUGACUGAAUGAGUUGAUUAGAAAUAAUAAUAAUCUGUGUGAAUAAAAUGCUGCCUGCACAUUUAUAAUAUACAAUAAAAGUAUCUGAAAUAGUGUGUAAUUAUAAUGAGACUUAUGAAUAAUCAUUUAUUAUCAUCAAUAAAUUAAUAUAAACCAAUACAGCUUUACAAAGUGCUUUGAUUUGUUUUGGGUUAUGAUAUUUCAUUUGUUUUUCUGGAAUUUGUUUGUUUCUGGGUAAAGUUUAAUACUGCAGUAUUUCUGAUGUAAUUUUGUCUAAUUGUGUUUUAUUUUGUUUGAUUUUAUGGUUCAGGCUUUCAAUAAAGAUGUAAAUCAUCAUGA